AUGAAAAGAACAUGGAACAUCGACAGUAGCCAGUUAAAAGAAGUAGGAGAAACUGGAACAGAAUCAUCAUCAUGCGUUUCGACGGAUCAUUCGUCUACUACGAAGAUUCACAAACGCGAACCAAAUCCUCCGAAUCUCAGCAAUCGAUUAUAUUUCACAAAGAUAUCAGGUCAUCCACACCGAUUCAACACAAAUGCAUUGUCUUUGAGAGAAUUGUUGGAAGCGAUCUCUCCAGUAGCAUCAAUCCACUUCAAUUUCAUGGUCGAUUUCCCGUGGUUGUUUGCUCAAUAUCCGCGACGUUGCUCAAUGUCACCGAUGACCAUAAUUGUUGGUGAAAGUAACGGUACAAGUCAAGCUGAGAUACGUGCUGAUGCAAAGAAAUGUGCGUUCGAGAAUCUGAGCGUUGGACGUGCUCGACUACCGAUUCCGUUCGGAACACAUCACACGAAGUUGUCGAUUUUCGAAAGUGAUUCUGAACAGAUUCACGUGAUUAUUUCCACUGCAAAUUUACUGCAAAACGACUGGGAAUCGAAAACACAAGCAUUCUAUCACUGCAAAGCGAACAUUGUUAGUUGA
Molecule: messenger RNA, 576 nt
Organism: Anisakis simplex (herring worm)
Lineage: Eukaryota; Metazoa; Nematoda; Chromadorea; Rhabditida; Anisakidae
Source: the annotation of a GenBank genome assembly